Messenger RNA from Tachysurus vachellii, 1326 nucleotides. It is a transcript of the gene abracl, whose product is annotated as ABRA C-terminal like. The transcript has 3 exons. The coding region runs from base 133 to 372 and encodes 79 amino acids. The record is from RefSeq and is a predicted model, not a curated record. Gene Ontology annotation, biological process: regulation of actin filament-based process. Lineage: Eukaryota; Metazoa; Chordata; Actinopteri; Siluriformes; Bagridae.
UGUGUGUGUGUGUGUGACGUCACCACCAGCUCUAGACUCUAUAUUGAGCUCCAUUUAUGGUGUUUUUCACUUUAACUCAUUGAAUCUCUGAGCUGAAGCGGAAGUCCACAGUGAUCUUCAUCUCGUGAAAAAAUGAACGUGGAGCAUGAAAUAACGCUGCUUGUGGAUGAGAUAAACAGACUUGGCAGUAAAAAUGCAGACGGUAAAACCAGCGUCAAAUUCGGCGUCCUGUUCAACGAUGACAAGUGUGCCAACCUGUUCGAGGCGCUCGUCGGGACGCUGAAAGCGGCCAAACGAAAGAAGAUCAUCACGUUUCAGGGCGAGCUUUUACUGCAAGGAGUUCACGACAAUGUUGAUGUGAUUCUGCUGUAGGAUCGAACUGAGCUUUAGUCAAAUAAAAACAUCUCACCUCCAGGAGCCUCGUCUUACAGUCCUACAGCCAGCAAACACUCACUCACCAGUGUAUCUUUAUAUACUUUUAUAAUGUGCUUUCUUUUGUCAGUUCCUCCAGGAGUUUUUUGUAUUGAUUUUGCUGGGGUUUUUUUUUUUUUAUUUUUUAAAAUUCGCAAUGCAACUAUUUUUGCGGAAAAAAAUAUACUUGACUUGGUGACAUCACCAGCACAGGAUUCCUCCUUUAAUCUCCUCCCAGUGAGACACCUGUAAUGAGUUUAACGUUCUCACACACGUGAACGGAAGAGGCGGAACCCGCGCUAACGAUGUCACACGACGCGUCUCGGAGCAAAUCCGCAGAAAAUCUGUCGUUUUGAAAAAUCACUUUUUUGAGUUGGUGUGAUUUUGUGUCCAUUUCUACAAUCGCAAAAAUCAAUAAAUCCUGGAGGAUCUGCUGAGGUGAAGGAGUGUGUAUGUUUUGAAAGAAGCGUGCUGUUUGUAAACGACCAAAGUCUUCAUUUAACUACCACAUCACCAGCUAGUCUUCACAUAUGACUCAAUAGUUCAGAAUAAAUCUCCUGAAAAACUUGACAUCAGUAUUAAUUCUUCUGCUGAUGUGUAGUGAAUUGUUUUAAAGGAAAUAGCCAAGCACUUCCCAGGACCGUGUUAUUAACGUUAAUCAGGUUUAGUUGUGACAAAUGAUCACUAGAUUAUUUAUGACUUGUGAUCUAGUCAAUUAUGUCAAAGAGGAUUUUUUUUCCCCCCGACACAAAAUUGUAAUUUGAACAUAGAUACUUUGGAAAAUACUUAAUGGACUUGAUUAAAGCACACAUUUUUAUACACAUUACUGUACUGAUGAAAUCACAUGUAACUCAGGCUUAAAAUAUUCUCUUUGGCUGCUGGUUUGAUUCAUAAUAAACUGUUUCACUUGGUCAA